GCAGGCGCAGAGGGGUGGCAUACUGGCAUCACCACCGCAAUAACAACGACGACGGCACCAGCACCAACCACCACUUUACGAGGUCAGGCAGGCGCGCGGCACGGGGCAGGAACCCGUCGCGGGCUUCGUGGUGGAUCUGACCCUACCUGCGCGCAGGCGCGGUCGCUUUGCUUCCCCCCUCUUUCGCGUCGUCGCGCGCCGACCGAGCAAUUCCCCGCGGGGGGGCCGCCGUCUCGACUCGAUCUGCCUCGGCGGUCAAUGCGGGCGGGGAGAUGAGCGCCGGCGGCGGGGAGGAGGAUGAGGUGUUCUACGAGUCGCGGGACCGCGUGCUCUCCUCGUCCUGCUCCUCCACCUCCGCCUCGGACGAUGACGACCACCCUCGGCCCCGCCGGGACGAGGCCGCCUCCGCCGCGGCGGCGGCGCUCGACGUGUGGACGUCCGAGCCGGCGCCCGUUCAGGAGCGGCGGCGGAGGCUUCUCCAGAUGUUGGGGCGCGACGGAGACCCCUCCCUCGCACGCCUCGAGAUGGGCCAAUCGACCUCCUAUGAUGAGCCCGGCCGGCCGGCGGCGGUCUCGCCCGUCUCCCGAUCCAGAUCAGACGGCGCCGUGCCGGUCUCGGCGACCAAGCCCCCGUUGGGGAGUCGGUCGCGCCAGGCGUCGUCGGGCUCCUCCGAGGCCACGCCGGAGGGGGAGGAGACCGACCUGAGGUGCCUAAUUCGGAACCUCGACGACGGCAGCGAGUUCGUGGUGAAGGAGGAGUUGGAGCUCCGCGAGGUCGGCACGGGCCGGCAGCUUACCAUGGAGGAGUUCGACCUCUGUGUCGGCGGCUCGCCCAUCGUCCAGGAGCUCAUGCGACGCCAGAAUGUUGCGAACUCCGGUUCAAACAACGACUCGUCACCCCCCAUCAAGAGGUCCAGCUCCGAUUCCAGCAACGGAGCCACGCGCCAGAGGCGGCGUAGCAGCUGGCUUCGGAGCAUCCGAAAUGUCGCCGGUUCCAUGGUGGUCAGCUCCGACGAGAAGGACACGUCCUCGGAGAAAGGCGAGCGCCGGUCCAGCUCAGCGACAGAUGACAGCCAGGACAGCGCCGGAGCCGUGCAUCAUGGCCCGGAGCGCGUUAAGGUGCGGCAGUAUGGGAAGCCGUACAAGGAGCUCAGCGGUCUGUUCAUGAACCAGGAUAUACAGGCGCACAAUGGAUCCAUCUGGAGCAUCAAGUUUAGUUCUGACGGCCGGUACCUCGCUAGUGCUGGGGAGGACUGCGUCAUCCAUGUCUGGGAAGUGUCAGAGUUUGAGAGGAAACGAGAGGAGAAUGGGUUGUGCAAUCCACUUGUUGCCAUGGUGUGCAAUGGUUCGCCAGAGCCAACAUUAGCAUUGGCCGGUGUGGAUGGGAGCCACUUGGAGAAGAAACGUCGGGCAAGGUUCUUGGAGAGUCGGAGGUCUACGAGUUCAGACCGACUGAUGGUGCCUGAGCAUAUGUUUGCAUUGUCCGAAAAGCCGAUCCGAACCUUUGUGGGUCAUUCAGAGGAUGUGCUUGACCUCUGCUGGUCCAAAUCUCAGUACUUACUUUCGUCUUCAAUGGAUAAAACAGUUAAGUUAUGGCACAUCUCAAGUGCCUCGUGCCUGAAAACAUUCUCACACAGUGACUAUGUGACAUGCAUCCAGUUCAACCCUGUUGACGAUAGAUACUUCAUCAGUGGUUCACUGGAUGAAAAGGUUCGCAUUUGGAGCAUUCAAAACCGUGAAAUUGUUGAUUGGGAUGAUCUGCAUGAAAUGGUCACUGCUGCUUGCUAUGCACCUGAUGGGCAGAGUGUAUUGAUUGGUUCCCACAAAGGCAGCUGCCAUAUUUAUGAUACAUCUGAUAAUAAGCUUCUUCAAAAGAAACAAAUCGACCUGCAAAAUAAGAAAAAGUCCAGUCAGAAGAAAAUCACUGGAUUCCAGUUUCUUCCAGGAAGUACUUCAAAGGUGCUUAUUACAUCUGCAGAUUCACGGAUCAGAGUUGUUGAUGGUUUGAACCUAGUUCACAAGUACAAAGGUUUCCGAAACACCAACAGCCAAAUCGCAGCCUAUUUAGCUGCAAAUGGGAGGUAUGUGAUCUCCGCAAGUGAGGAUUCCCAUGUGUAUAUAUGGAGAAAUGAUGAUAAUCCUGAAAAAGGCAGAAGCAAGGGUACCGUUACUGCCACCAAUUCCUACGAAUAUUUCCACUGCCAAGAUGUGACAGUGGCUGUUGUUUUGCCAUCUACUGGCUCGGCAAUGGUAUCCAGAACCAACUCCAGGAAGCAAGAGGAACUGGAUUGUGUAUCUGAGCAUCCUCUGCUGCACGCUGUCCCUGACAAACUACAAUAUUCCUCUGAUUUAAAGCCCCAAAGCGGCAAUAUCCUAAACACCAGUUCAAAUCACAGUGGUGAUAGGGCAACUUGGCCUGAAGAGCUCAUGACGCCCACACAGCAGAGCCCUCGGUCUAGUAUCAGUCUUCCCAAUGGUGCUGGUCAAGCUCCGAGUCGGUCAGCCUGGGGCAUGGUAAUUGUCACGGCAGGCCGUGGAGGUCAGAUCAGAACAUUUCAGAAUUUUGGUUUUCCUGCUCGAGUAUAGUAGCUAUGAGGCUGUUGCCUAGACUCGUAUCUGCCCUGCAGCUAGCGGCUGAUUUUUGUGUAUAGAUAGGUGGAAAUUUGGGUGAUUUGCACAGCGGGAUUGGGCCGGUUUUGAUGCUCCUAGGUGCACCUGCUUUCAAACUUCAGCUAACCUACGACUUGGCACUCAAGGUAUGGUGAAUUCGUUUGCCCGGAAUUGUACAUGCGAAUGGAGCCCGGGAAAGACCGACGGGUGUCGGCCGGUUGGAGCGAGAUCUUUCGUCAAUCAUUGUUCAUCUGUUUUCUCCACUGAGUCCAGUUUAGCUUUUGUUUUUUACUCUUAUGUUUACCCCUUCAUUAUAUAUAUUCUUGUAAGAAAAAAUCUCAGUGCUACAGAAAUAGAAAAGCAAAAAAGAGUUGCAUAGAGUGGUGGAUUCUUUGUACCAGUAUAGCAGGUUUGGGAUGUUAGUGGUACCUGGAUAUAGGAGCAAUAGGGACUAGGAAGAGAUGAAAAUUUUGAGUUCUGAGGCUUUCCGGCCUUGCUUCUGGACAAGGUUGGCAGGUGCAGUUCUGAUGUAUCUGGUGUUCAACUGUCGGUAAUUCAACAAAUUUCUUAUCCUGUUCCUGUUUUGGAUCA
Molecule: messenger RNA, 3200 nt
Organism: Phragmites australis (common reed)
Lineage: Eukaryota; Viridiplantae; Streptophyta; Magnoliopsida; Poales; Poaceae
Exons: 7
Coding region: 273-2585 (770 amino acids)
Molecular function (GO): protein binding
Source: RefSeq, a predicted model, not a curated record